UUGUGCCACUCUAUCUUCUGAUCCAAACAUGGGAUGGGUUGAUAUUUCGUGUAAUCUCGACCGAUCCUUCAUAUGUGAACGCUAUCAGGACGUUCCUGAAUAUGAGUGGAGUCGGCUUGAUGGAACACUGUACUAUAUCUCUCAAUCGUCGAUGACGUCAUAUACGUUUGCUAGAAGGUUCUGCCAGGCUCAAGGAGGGGAUCUUGCCCAGCCUAAGACAGAAGAAAUCAAUAUGCAUCUCAUGACGCUGGCUGGAGAUAACUCGUAUUGGUUUGGACUCGAUGAUAUCAAUCAACAGGCCACGUUCCAAUGGAUUGAUGGCACUUCACUCGACAAUAAUGUAUUUCCUGCUUGGUCGAAUGGUGAUGCAACCCUAUUUGAGAGUGAACGAUGUGUUCAUCAACAGGUUAAUAAUGGAUGGAGAAAACUACUAUGUACAUCCUACCUCAGGUUCGCAUGUGAAAAAGCUCCGAGCCCACGCCCGAUCCUUCCCAUACGCAUAAUAGCAGCUACUUCAUCACCCUACGGAGGGGGACUGCUGGAUGCGUCAUUUAUCUGUCUACUCGGCUCAGAGAAUGAAGAGAUUCUCACAUUCUCCACCAGAAGACUCGUCCGUCUGACCGAGGCUAUAACUUUCGAUAGUUACACAGCUCCAGGAUACAGCAAUGUUGUACCAUCUGUAGUAUUAAGGCAUACUCUUCCAGCUACUAUGGAGGGCUUGGGAUUCUUCGAGUGUUCAUCGGUGACAGCCAGUAGAAUGACAUCUGUUCCUCUUGCCAUUCUUCUUUCUACCCGUGAAUUGCAACCCAUUGAUGGUCGGUUUACAAAGACAGUACACGUUGGAGAUGAUAUCAAACUCAGUGUGAUGAGCACGACAGGGAUGGUUGGUGAAGACGGAAUAAGAUGGCGGAAAUUCACUGAUGUAGACUGGGCUGAUUCACUCAUUGGAAUGAGUUCUGGCAGUCUAUCACACACUAUCCAAUCUGCAUCUGUCUCAGACGACGGUGUGUAUAUGACUUACGCGGAUGGAGCGGUGGAACAACUUCCAUCCAGCUUCAUAAGACUCAUCGUGAAGGAAUGUCCUUAUGGCCGAUGGAAUCCACCAUUAUGCGAUCGUUUGUGUGAUAGUUGUUAUAAUGGAGGUGUAUGCCACGAACUCUCAGGAACAUGCAUCUGUCCUCCUGGAUUUGCUGGAAAGAAUUGCCUUCAAGCUUGUGGAAUGCAUCGGUUUGGCUGGGACUGUGAAUUAGAAUGUGGUCCCAGUCAGCCUCUGGACCAGUGUACUGGAAAUCAGAUCUGUCUACCUGAUCCUUAUGGAUGCACCUGUUUGGCUGGAUAUACAGGAAUCUACUGCAAUGAAACAUGUUUGGUUGGUAUGUUUGGAGCUGAUUGUCUUCAAGAAUGUCACUGCACUGAUGGAGCAGAUUGUGAUGACAUCACUGGUGAAUGUCCCGGAGACUGCUCGCAAGGAUGGUCUGGAGCAGCAUGUCAAGUUCCGUCUGUUUGUCCCAUCGGUUACUUUGGAGCUGACUGCAAUCAGGAAUGUAACUGCAGAGAUGCCACAGCAUGCGAAAAGGAGUCUGGAUUUUGUGCCGAAGUUGAAGGAAUAUGUGACAUUGGAUAUCUUUCUGAUUCUGUUGAUUUCCCAUCAAGCUGUAUAAAAUUUUCUGGAUGCUACAGCUCUUGUUCAAAGACAUGUCAUUGUUCUGGUGGUGCUGAGGAUUGUAACUUUCUGACUGGUGAUUGUUUGUCAUCCAUCUGUCAUCCAAGAUGGAUAGGGGAUCAUUGCCAAACAGAUCGCUUUGAGACGAGCUCGAGGAAGACCAACCCAGGAGUGGCGAUCUUUUCUUGUUCGUUCACGGCGUCAUCAGGGCAAGCUCUCAGCCCCGCGGACAUCAAAGCUGCUCUUGGGGACUUUUCUGCAGCGAGCUGGAUUUCACAAAGCAGCUCUAUAUACAUAGAUAGAACCCUCAGCAAUUCAUUUACUCAUGUCAAUAUGGGACCAGAGAAAGCGAUUUACUGCUUCGUCGGAGAUCCUGAAAUCCCUUCAGAGUUCAUGUUCAUAAGGCUACCUCCAAGGCAAUUCUUUGCGUUACCAAGCUUUAAUGGUGUACCAGAACUACUUGAAUUUGGAUACUACCACGCAGCCAUCGGUUGGAGACAAUGGGACUCUAGCUCUGAUACCGGGGAAGGACCAAUUGUAGGGUACAAGUUAUACGUGCGAUCAGGUAGCAAUGUCGUGUUGGCUAAAGAAGUACAACCCCCAAGCAUGGUGAACAAUACGGACCGUUCCGUAUCGAAGAGGUCUGCUGAGAAUGCCAGUGAGAUGGUCAUGUAUAACGUCAGUGGACUUGAAGCAGGAUCAACGUACUCUGUCCAGAUUGCAGCGAUACGAGAUGGUAUCAACGGUGAAGGAGAACAAGGACUAGCAUUGACAUUUACAACUGAAAGUGUCAUUCAUUUUCACUAA
Messenger RNA from Strongylocentrotus purpuratus (purple sea urchin), 2470 nucleotides. RefSeq lists its product as uncharacterized. The record is from RefSeq and is a predicted model, not a curated record. Gene Ontology annotation, molecular function: protein binding. The transcript is spliced from 15 exons. Lineage: Eukaryota; Metazoa; Echinodermata; Echinoidea; Camarodonta; Strongylocentrotidae. Bases 29 to 2470 code for a protein of 813 amino acids.